Messenger RNA from Striga hermonthica, 609 nucleotides. The record is from the annotation of a GenBank genome assembly. Lineage: Eukaryota; Viridiplantae; Streptophyta; Magnoliopsida; Lamiales; Orobanchaceae.
GUGUGACCAAAUUUGCAUCUGCUUUCCUUACAUUGACCAGCAUUUUGGAGAAGAAAGAUGACCUAAGAAAAAUGGUUGUGCACAGCAAGUGGGACAGCUUGAGAGAUGUCAAGUCCAAAAAAGGAAAAUCUGCAACAGCAACAAUGAUGAGUCCACAAUUCUGGAAAGAUGUGAAGAUGUGCUUAAGUAUUUUUGAACCUCUUGUAAAAGUGCUUCGUUUGGUUGAUGGAGAUGUCAAGCCUACUAUGGGCUUCCUGUACAAAGAAUUAACCAAGGCAAAGAGAGAGAUAAAGCAAUGCUAUGGGAACAUGGAGGCUCGGUACAGAGAUGUCAUGUCUAUUGUAGACAAGAAGAUGAAAGGGAGACUUGAUUCUCCCAUACACUUAGUUGUAUGUGUGUUGAAUCCAUACUAUAGUUAUGCUGAUACGUCACUCUUUGAAGAUGGCACAGUGAUAGAAGGGUUUAUGAAAUGUGUUGAGACCUUCUAUCAUGCUGAUGAGGACAUGCAAGAUAAGGUUGUCAACUAUGAACUUAGGAUAUUUCAAACCAGGGAAGGUUCAUUUUCUAAGAAGCUAGCUAGGCCUUAUCAAAACAUUGAUUAUAACCCAU